CGAAUUUCAGGAGAUACGGGCAUUAUAUUUAUUAAAUAAUAGGGAGCGCGGACUAUGGUUGCUGGCAACCGACAUAUGCUGCGUUCCCGAUUUAGUCGCUGGAUAUCGAUCGGACCCUAGCUUCAAUAUUCGCAAAAAACACCAACAAACAUCAAAACCCUUUACAUUAUUGUGACAUCGCUCAACCUGCAGCAAAGUCAUCAAGACAAUAAGAAAAAAAAAGAAAAGUGGUGAACUUUUGUGAAAAUUGUACGUUAUCAUUGCACAUCUGUUAGCAAUUUCUUGGAGACCAUGAGCUCGGAUAGUUCUGAGGAUGAAAAUCUGGACCUUCUUAGAGAAGCCGUCGAUUCCCAGUUCUUUAAUGAGUCUAUGUUUACCGAGAACGCCAAUAAUGCAGUGAAAAAUAGUGAAAAAACAAUUCAAAAAAAUUUACCUCCAUCACUUAGGAAGGUCCAGGAUGAUGAUGAGCAGUUUAAUUUAUUCAGAGUAACUCCUGAGUUCCAAAUCUAUGUUGCUAAACACUUGUCCAGAGCUUUAGAGGAAAAGUUACUGACAUUAUUAAAACCUAUGAAAUCCAUUGAAAAUUCUAAAGUUAAAAAGCACAAGUCUGGUGUUAAAUUGUUUAGAGACUCUAAAAAGUUCCUUAAAAUAGAAAAAUAUGAUGCAAGUCUAGUUUUAAACAAACAAACCAUUUCUGUAAAACCUAGGAAACAUAUUCAAAAAGUAGAUGAAGAAGACAUCAAAUCCCUUGCCAUAAGCCCAGAAAUAAUUUUAAACAAAACAGAAACUGAACACUGGUCCACGCGAAGUAAAGCUCCAGUUUAUUCUUACAAAAGGGUCAGCAAUGGUACCCUUACUCUAAUUGAGCCCAAAUUUCACUGACACUUAAACUUGCACUGUAACUGGCCAAAUGUCUUCAUUCAGGUUUAAAAGUUCCUAGUUUAGGGUCCGAGCAACCCAAAAGAAGAGAUGAAAAAAUAAUCAAAGCUUUCUCUAUUAAGCCUAUAAAUAUGAAUGGCUUAUUGUAAUAUGCUAAUUGGACAUCCUUUGGAAAGUUUGUUUCUUACAUUUUUAGAAUUAACAUCCAAAAGAAAUUAUUCAAGGCAUUUAAUAUGUUUAAUCCUAAACUUUUAGCCCAAUAUAUCAACAUUUUUUGUUUGUACAAAUGAUUUACCAAAUAAUGUUCAGAAUGUUUUUUUCUUUGCUAAUGACUUUAAAUUCUAUAAGCAUAAAGUUAGUAAAAGUAAAGUUAUUAGAAAAUAUUCAGUCUUUUUAUUUGAAAUUUCCUGAUUGACCACGACAACUACAUCCUAUUACAGAGUUACAGUUAGUUGUCUUGUUUCAUGUUGGUGGCUAAUGUAAUUUUUUGAGGUAAAAUUUAUGAACUAAGCAGCUUUUGAUUUAAUUUUUUGGAUAUGUGGAGUCCAUGUUAAAUGUUUGUGUAUUAUUAUAUUAAGUUGCCUAGUGUUUUCAACCUUUCUCGUAAUAAAACUUUGUUGUUCAUGAAUAACUAUUUUAGUAAAGUGAGUGAUUUGGGACACUAUAAAGGUCGGUUUUGUUGCCCAGUAACGCGAAUAUCUUUUUAAUUUUAAUUGUACAAAACAAUUCGAUAAGUAGUAAGUCAAUAAGACAUAUCAGAUACAGCUUUAGAUGAAAGUUUCAGCUUUUAUUUUUCUAGAAAAAUACCUCAUUACUGCAUUGUAAAUAUAAACUAAUGUGUACAUAUAUAAUUAAAUUGUAUUUGUUAUUUAAGUUUGCAGAGUUUGCUCUUUAUGCUUUACUAUAAGGGCUUUAAUUAAAUGUUUUGUGAUAAAAUUGAGUAUGUGUUUAAAUUUAUACACAAAACCACAAUGUUAUGUGACUAUUGUCUUUAUUUCUAGCAAUGGUUGUAUGAGAUUUUGUAUAAAUUAUUAUAAAUAUAUUAUAUUAUAUUCUGUAA
Anthonomus grandis grandis is the source of this 1939-nucleotide messenger RNA. RefSeq lists its product as uncharacterized. The record is from RefSeq and is a predicted model, not a curated record. Bases 292 to 882 code for a protein of 196 amino acids. NCBI's taxonomy places the organism in Eukaryota, Metazoa, Arthropoda, Insecta, Coleoptera, Curculionidae. The transcript is spliced from 3 exons. Gene Ontology annotation, biological process: Wnt signaling pathway.